CGAGCGGCGGGCUGACUCGACGCUGCUACAGCGGGAAGGGAUAUGGGUGUUGAGUUUCUGCUGGAGGGGCUUUGCGGGGGAGGGGAGGCCUAGGUGCACCAACAGCCGCCGACCUUCAGGCUCUACCCUCCUCCUUCCUACCUUUUACCCCUUUACAGAUGUUGCGGGACGGGAGGCAGGGCCAGGGCUGUGCGUUUGUGACACCUGCAUUUCCCUAGAGCCCUCCUUCUCUCCCAUCCCAUAUGUUUAUCUUGCCUUCCAGAUGUUCCUUUUCAUCAGGCUCUUGCUUCUCGCCAGGGAAAGCGCACUCCACUUGGAAGCUGGAGACGGGUUUCAGACUUUGGCCCUACCACUCCUUUGUUAAAGUGCCCGAGCCUCAGUUUUCCCCACAGUCUUUUUGCCUUGCUUCAUCUGGUUUUGAAGAUCAAUAUGACCCAGAGGAAUAGAAAGGAAAUGGACAUUUGUUCAGUUCCUGCAAGGCCAAGUACUAUGCAAACUGUUUUAUCUGCUCCAUUUAGUCCUCACUACUUGAUGUUCUUAGAACUCCCAUUUCACAGAUUCUUAAGCUCGCAGAGGUUCGCUGAUUUUUCUCACAUAGCCAGUGAGUGGCAGAGGAGGACUCAAAUUGAGUUUAGCUCCAAAGUGGAGUUCUUUUUCAUCAAACGCUUCCCUUGUCUGGGCUAUCAGCUGGAACUGUUCUUCAGCCAAACCCUAGCCCCAGAACAGUUGCUUCCUGAAUCUCUCCCGUUGAGAAUUCUCCUUUUCGAGUUCCUUUUUCCAGUACAGCGUGCUCUGCUCUGCUUCCACCUUGAUUACUUCAGAAAUGAAAUGCAGCAAACAUUUAUUGAGUGGUGCCUGGAGAUGAACACUUGGAGUCAAGAGCCUUGGGUUCUUGUCCUGGCUCUGCCGCUAACUGGCUGUGUGGCCUUGGCCAAGUCCCUUGUCUUCUUGGUGCUUUCACUUCCUUUGAGUAAAAUGGGUAAGUGCCUUCUUACUGGCAGGCUCUUGUCCAGGUCUCCCUUCCUGUCCUCCAGCAGGCUCUCCCUGGAGGCCCAGACCCCUCUGCUCCCCAUGGGCAGCUGCCAGGCAGGGCACAACCUGCAUCUCUGCCUGGCCCACCACCCACCUCUGGUCUGUGCCACUUUGAUCUUGCUGCUUCUUGGCCUUUCUGGCCUGGGCCUUGGUGGCUUCCUCCUCACCCACAAGACUGGCCUGCGCAGCCCUGACAUCCCUCAGGACUGGGUCUCCUUCUUGAGAUCUUUUGGCCAGCUGACCCUGUGCCCCAUGAAUGGGACAGUCAAAGGGAAGUGGCGUGGGUCUCACGUCGUGGGCUUACUGACCACCUUGAACUUCGGAGAUGAUCGAGACAGGAACAAGACCCAGACAUUCCAAGCCCAGGUCCAGGGUAGUCGUAUGGGAUUGAAAGGAUCUUCUGCAGGAGAGCUGGUCCUCAUUACAGCCAGGGUGACCACAGAAAGGACCCCAGGAACCUGCCUGUAUUUUAGUGCUGCUCCAGGAAUCCUGCCCUCCAGCCAGCCACCCAUGUCCUGCUCGGAAGAGGGAGCAGGAAAUGCCACCCUGAGCCCUAGGAUGGCUGAGGAGUGUGUCAGUGUCUGGAGCCACGAAGGUCUUGUGCUCACCAAGUUGCUCACCUCCGAGGAGCUGGCUCUGUGUGGCUCUAGGCUGCUGGUUUUGGGCUCCUUCCUGCUUCUCUUCUGUGGCCUUCUCUGCUGUCUCACUGCUGUGUGCUUCCACCCACGCCGGGAGUCCCACUGGUCUAGAACCCGGUUCUGAGGGCACUGGCCUAGUUCCCGUCUCGUUCUCAGGUCAUGCUGCUGUGAAGGGCCUCAGCCUCCUGAAGGGAUAUGACAGAUUGAGUUUUCUCAGCAAAGAUUCCUCGAACUUGGGAGCCCACGACCAGGCUGGAUAGUUACUAACCAGGACAGUCCGUUUUCC
Messenger RNA from Globicephala melas (long-finned pilot whale), 1956 nucleotides. It is a transcript of the gene TMEM219, whose product is annotated as transmembrane protein 219. NCBI's taxonomy places the organism in Eukaryota, Metazoa, Chordata, Mammalia, Artiodactyla, Delphinidae. The record is from RefSeq and is a predicted model, not a curated record.